Messenger RNA from Knipowitschia caucasica, 777 nucleotides. The record is from the annotation of a GenBank genome assembly. NCBI's taxonomy places the organism in Eukaryota, Metazoa, Chordata, Actinopteri, Gobiiformes, Gobiidae.
AUGGGGGCCAGACGUGGGGUUUCCGUGAGAGUCUUACGGGAGCCCCUCCCCCGCGGCGAGGCGGAGCGGGGGGGGGGGAGGGGUCCCGGACUCACGGGCUUCAGCGGACGGGGCAGGCGCGCGCGGUGGGGGGGCCACGCGGGGCACCAGCGGGGGACCGGGCUAGGCGGGGCGGGCGGAGGCGCCGAGGGAGGGGGGAUUGCGGACGGAGUGACACGCGCUCCGGGGCGACGGGGCAUCGGGGCGCGCCCCCCCCACCCACACCGAAGGGGAGGGCAUCGGGGAAGCGCCGCGGAUGGGCGGCAGUGGCGGCCCACGGGGGAGGCGGAUGCGGGGCGCGAUCGCGCGGGGGGCGUGAACCUCCGCGGGGUCGGCCUGUCGCGCCCCCCCCGGGGAGGAGGGAGCCGGCUCGGGGUGCGGCAGGGGAUCGCUCCCUGCUCCGGUGGGGGGCGGUACCGGUACCGCAGUACAGGAGGACCGGGUAGCUGGGCGGGCGUUCCGGGGCGAGGGGGGCUGUGUUGGGCAGUCAGUCGCGGGGGGGCCUUCGUUUUUCUGUGGUGGGGGGGUGUAUUUGUGGUGCGCCCCGAGCGUGCACUCUGGAAGAGAGCCUCUUACGGGGCGGGCAAUCGACCAGGGCCGCGGGCCGUCUUGGCGCAGUUGGGCCAGCGGGGGCGGGCAGCGGGGGGGGUUCUAGGUGCGACGCGCCGCGGGGGCACGGGGGGGGGGACGUCGCGGCUGCAUGGCCGGGGGGGCCACACGCCAGUCUGGGGGGCGUGA